GGACUCGUCCCGUCGACAAGCUUCACAGUCAACCCAAGCUGAAAGCCCUUUGCCCCGCGGUGCCGGCCCCUGUGUUCCUCUUGUCGCAGCGACGACCUUCCUCCGUCAGCGCCCAACCCCGCCAACAUGCCCACUAUAUCCGUGGAUAAAGCCGCUUUGUUCAAGGCGCUAGGUCAAGAGUAUACGACAGAGCAGUUCGACGAGCUGUGCUUCGAAUUUGGUCUUGAAUUGGACGAAGAUACCUCGAACUCUGAGCGGCCAAUUGUCAAUGGAGUCCAAGAACCCCCUCAGCUAAAACUUGACAUCCCCGCGAACCGCUAUGACCUCCUAUGCUUUGAAGGCAUCGCUUUGAUGCUAAAUAUUUUCCAAGGCAAGACCGUAUUACCUAACUACCGGCUCGUGACACCACCGAACGGUGCGCUGCAGACAAUUGUAGUAAAGAAAGAAACUGCGAAUAUUCGGCCGUAUAUCUCGGGAGCGGUGUUGCGGAAUAUCCACUUCGACAAAGCCCGCUAUGACUCUUUCAUUGCUCUACAGGACAAACUGCACCAGAACCUUGCGCGGCAGCGGACGUUGGUGUCCAUUGGUACCCAUGAUCUUGACAAGCUGCAGGGGCCCUUCAGCUACGAAGCUCUUCCCCCGAAGGACAUAAACUUUGUGCCCUUGAACCAAAAGACAUCCAUGAAUGGGGAGGAGUUGAUGAACUUUUAUGAGAAAGAUAAACACUUGGGCAAAUUCCUCCAUAUUAUCCGCGACUCCCCUGUAUAUCCGAUUAUCUAUGAUUCAAAUAGAACAGUAUGUUCGCUGCCUCCAAUUAUCAACGGCGACCACUCCAAAAUUACCUUGGACACACGGAAUGUCUUCAUGGAGAUCACCGCUACAGAUAAGACCAAGGUUGAAGUUGUGAAUAACAUCAUGGUUGCAAUGUUCUCCCAAUAUACGUCAGAGCCGUUCACGAUCGAACCUAUCCAGGUUGUAUCCGAGCACAACAAUGAAACUCGUCAAGUUCCCAACAUUAAACCACGUUUAACUCAAGCGAGCAUUUCAUACAUUAACCAGUGCUGUGGUCUAAAUCUCUCUGCACAAGAGAUCUGCGACCUCCUAAAGAAAAUGGCAUAUAUCGCGAAACAUUCCAAAUCAUCAGCAGACCUCAUCGACGUCGAAGUACCCAUUACUCGUGCAGAUGUGCUCCAUGAAGCGGACAUUAUGGAGGAUGUCGCUAUAGCCUAUGGUUUCAACGAGUUGCCAAGAUCAUUCCCUAGCAAAUCCGGAACGAUUGCCCAACCCCUGCCUGUAAACAAACUGACAGAUAUCAUUCGGACCGAGGCUGCCAUGGCAGGAUGGUCCGAAGUCAUGCCGUUAAUUCUUUGCUCCCAUGACGAGAAUUUCGCGUGGUUAAAUCGCAAGGAUGAUGGCAAUACUGCAGUGAAGCUUGCAAACCCCAAGACCGUGGAGUUCCAGGUGGUUCGGACCAGCCUUCUUCCGGGACUUUUAAAAACCAUCCGCGAGAAUAAAAGCCACACCGUGCCAAUGAGAAUCUUUGAAGUAAGCGAUGUGGCCUUCAAAGAUAUGACACUUGAACGCAAGAGUCGAAACGAGAGACAUUUCGCUGCUGCUUGGUACGGAAGGACUAGUGGCUUUGAGGUUGUCCAUGGUUUGCUCGACAGGGUGAUGGCCAUGUUGAAGAGUGCAUUUAUUGUCGGCGAAGAGGGACUUGAUAACCCGGACGUCAGCGGUUCGCGAUAUUGGAUUGAAGAACUAGAAGACCCUACCUACUUCCCAGGACACGCUGCAUCAAUACACGUCUGUAUUGGAGGCAAAGAACAUGUCAUCGGUACGUUCGGCAUUUUGCACCCUACUGUCCUUGAAAAGUUCGAGUUGAAAUAUCCUGUGAGCACGCUUGAAAUGAAUAUCGAGGUCUUUUUGUAAGACAUAGACGUAUUCGAUUUUUUGUGUUGAUGGAUAGUUUUAUGGAACGUGAAAAGAAUAGAUCGUUAGCUAGCGCUCUUGGGUUUUAUGAACUGAAUGCGAUGAUGAGAAAAAUAGAACAUUGCAUUAUUCCUG
Coccidioides posadasii C735 delta SOWgp is the source of this 2064-nucleotide messenger RNA. RefSeq names its product phenylalanine--tRNA ligase subunit beta. Gene Ontology annotation, biological process: phenylalanyl-tRNA aminoacylation. Gene Ontology annotation, cellular component: phenylalanine-tRNA ligase complex. Lineage: Eukaryota; Fungi; Ascomycota; Eurotiomycetes; Onygenales; Onygenaceae. The record is from RefSeq and is a predicted model, not a curated record. Gene Ontology annotation, molecular function: phenylalanine-tRNA ligase activity.